CCAUAACGCCAAAACGCCAAAUCUCUUUCAAAACACAGCAAGCGCCUCUCUCUCUCUCUCUCUCUCUCUCUCUCGUAAAUCUCAGCUCUGUUUUAUUUCAAGAUAUCCAUAGUGAUUUAAUAUCUGAUUCUUCUUCUCGUUCUUCCUUUUUGAUCUCCUCUUAUCAGUUUCGUUUUUCUUAAAUCCACGAAUCAGAUUGGUUUCAUUUGGCAGUGAAGUGUUUGGGCUUUGCGUUUGUAUCGAUUUCAUGGCAACGCCACCGUUGAAUAAGAUUGAGAGAGCUCACCAGAUGUAUCGUGAUGGAAAGUAUGAGGAGGCUUUAGCGUUUUAUACCGAAGCCCUCACUAUGGCGAAGACAAAAGCGCAGAAGAUCGCUCUACAUAGCAAUCGAGCUGCUUGUUAUUUGAAAUUGCAGGAUUUCAAGAAGGCAGCAGAAGAAUGCACUUCGGUGCUUGAGCUGGAUCACAAACACACUGGAGCCUUAAUGCUGCGGGCACAGACUCUGGUCACCCUCAGGGAAUACCACUCUGCACUUUUUGAUGUUAAUAGGCUCAUGGAGCUGAACCCAUCUUCAGAAGUCUAUCGGAAUCUGGAAGCCCGUCUAAGGACACAAUUGUCGCUGGCUCCGAUACCCGAAUCUGAAGAAGAGUCAUUAAUGGCUGAGCUGGAAGAAGAAGAAGAAUAUGAGGAAGAGGAGUGUGAAAAAGAGAAAGGGAAACCAGUGGAUGUAAGAGCGGGCAGUAAUCAGAAAGCUGAAUCCACAAGCACCAGUUCUGAUCCUGAAGAGAAACCAGUGGAUGUAAGAGCAGGCAGUAAUCAGAAAGCUGAAUCUGCAAGUGCCAGUUCUGAUCCCCAAGUUUCUACCUCGCAAACUCAAAGCCUCAAGGACUCACCUGACCACCACUCCAGAGCAUGGGAAGCUAUCCCAAAACCAAAGGGACAUUCUAACCUGGAUUAUUCACGGUGGGACAGAGUUGAAGAUGAUUCAAGUGAGGAUGAUGAAGAUGAAGACGAUGAAUGUCAACCUCAGUAUCGGUUCCGUGUGAGGACUGUUGGUGUACGGCCAGUGAAAUGAAGACUGCUAUUCCUUGUCAUGAUUUCAUGGCUGAUAUGGUCAACAAUAUCAUAUAAGUGAUGAAUGUAACAACCUGGUGUACAUCCAAGACCGUAUUAUCAAGAAUUUGGUUAUUGACUGCAAUUGGUCACCGUAUGAUGUACCAAUCAUGAUUUCUACUAAAGCUAAUGACCCACGAAAGCUGUGAAUUCCUCUUUAAGAACGGAUAUGGAAUAUACGUCAGAUCAUGUCAUUUCUCUCCACCAGAGCCAGCGUUUAGGCUAAGGGACUUCACUUAGGAAUCAGCUGUGGUGCAUGAAUCAUUUGAAGAGAUCUCUAGUAUCUUGAUAUUUCCUCAAGUGUCUCGGUUCCUGCAAUCCUAAUCAUAGUCCGCCGUGAAGGCUACUAACACCUGUCUAACUUACAGAAGCUCAUGAGAUGGAUUGGAUCUUUGUAAAAUAAUGUAGGUUGCAUUAGCUUGCAGCUUGUUCUUAAAACAGAGAUUGUCACUUUCAAAUAUGACCAGUAAAAGCAUACGACAUAAUGUUUCA
Macadamia integrifolia is the source of this 1605-nucleotide messenger RNA. RefSeq names its product protein unc-45 homolog A. Bases 248 to 1075 code for a protein of 275 amino acids. The transcript has 4 exons. Gene Ontology annotation, molecular function: protein binding. Lineage: Eukaryota; Viridiplantae; Streptophyta; Magnoliopsida; Proteales; Proteaceae. The record is from RefSeq and is a predicted model, not a curated record.